GGAAAGCUAACAUCAGCUCCAGUCUUAGGAUUUGCAGACCCCCAACUUCCGUAUGUCCUACAUACAGAUGCCAGCACUGUUGGCCUUGGGGCUGCAUUAUAUCAGGUUCAAGAUGGUCAAUCUCGAGUCAUAGCUUUUGCGAGUCGAGGACUUUCAAAGAGCGAGAGGAAGUACCCGGCUCAUAAGCUCGAAUUCUUGGCCCUUAAGUGGGCAGUCACAGAAAAAUUUUCUGAUUACCUAUAUGGUACAGACUUCACAGUAGUGACUGACAGCAACCCACUGACAUAUAUUUUAACAUCCGCAAAGCUUGAUGCGACAGGGUACAGGUGGUUGUCCAGUCUUUCUACUUACUCAUUCAAUCUUCAGUACAGAGCCGGAAAGCAAAAUCUAGAUGCUGACGCACUCUCUCGCCGACCUCACGAUCCACCAAAGGAUGAUUAUGCAUCCAAGAAGGAGAGUGAGAGAAUCCGGCAGUUCACACUGUACCAUCUGAGCAAUCCUGACAAUCCAGAAACUGUUCCCAAGGAAGUGAUAAAGGCAAUUUGUGAACGUCAUAUGGUUACUUCAUCUCUAGCUGGUGUUCAAGCCGCCGCUCCUGGGUUGACAUUAGUUGAAUCCCUCACUCACCAGUCCACAGCCAUUCCCGACUGCUUCCAGCAGGAACAAGUGGAUGGGUCCCCUCUGGUCCAUUCAUUUUCAGAAGAAGAGUUGAGGCAAAAACAAACAUUAGAUCCUGCUAUCAAUGCAGUCAUUGUACUCUUGGAGACUGGUGAAACUCCAUGUCCCAGCCUUAGGUUGGAACUCCCAGAACUACCUUUGUUACUCAGAGAGUUGUCGCGGUUAGAGAUCCAGAAUGGAAUUCUCUAUCGUAAGCGAAAAGACGGUCCAAAUGUCUCAUAUCAGCUUGUGCUUCCUGAGGCGCUAAGAGCUACAGCACUUAGGAGUCUUCAUCAUGAUAUGGGCCACCUUGGAGUCGAACGAACGGUAGAUUUGGCAAGAACCAGAUUUUACUGGCCGAAAAUGUACAUGACCAUAGAUAAAAUGGUUAAAGCCUGUGAGAGAUGUGUUCGUCGAAAAACACAUCCAGAAAAAGCUGCUCCACUUAUGAACAUUAAAACCUACCGACCUCUCGAACUGGUGUGCAUUGAUUUUUCAUCAAUAGAGCCAGAUCGCGCAAACACUAAAGACAUUUUAGUAAUAACUGAUCAUUUUACAAAAUAUGCAGUGGCUAUACCAACUCAAAACCAGCGGGCACAGACCAUAGCAAAAUGCCUCUGGGAAAAUUUCAUUGUUCAUUAUGGUUUUCCUGAGAAGCUCCUUAGUGAUCAGGGUGCUGAUUUCGAAUCAAAAACCAUAAAAGAACUCUGUGAACUCAUUGGCAUGAGGAAAGUGCGCACAACCCCUUACCAUCCUAGGGGAAAUCCGGUUGAAAGAUUCAACCGCACUCUUCUUCAAAUGCUCGGAACACUUGAUAAGUCAGAUAAACUCCGCUGGAAAGACUUUGUCAAACCUCUGGUACAUGCUUAUAAUUGUACAAAGAGUGAUGUGACUGGAUUCUCCCCGUACGAAUUAAUGUUCGGGAGACAGCCCAGAUUACCCAUUGAUUUGAUUUUCAGAUUGCCCACCAAUGCUACUAAGCAGACUCAUUCUCAGUAUGUUGGCAAUUUAAAAUCUCGGUUGGAAGAAAGUUACCGUAUUGCUACUAGCAAGGCAGGGAAGAACGCAAGUCGCAAUAAAGCCAGAUUUGACCGGCGAGUGAUUGAAUCAACCUUGCAGACAGGAGACAGAGUUCUCGUACGAAAUGUGAAGCUGCGUGGAAAACAUAAAUUGGCAGACAAGUGGGAGGAGGAUGUUUAUAUUGUCCUCAAGCGAGCUGGAGAAAUGCCAGUUUACACAGUUAAACCAGAAAGUAAAGAUGGACCAGUGCGAACUCUGCACAGAGACUUGCUUCUGCCAUGUGGAUUCCUGUCAGUAGCUGCAGAAACUGAAACAGUCAAGCCUUGUCGAAACAGGAGGCCCAGAACAAGACAACGUCCAGUCGUCGAGAGUGAAGAGGAGAUCAUCUCAGAUUUGGAUGAUGUACCUGAUUGGACAUUCUUCCCUCAUGUUAUGUCAAAACCUGAUGCACAUGUCGUGGUGCCUGAAACUCACAAGUUGAGUGAGCCUCCUUGUGCAGUCCGACACUCAGCAGAAACAGAGGAGUCUGAAAAUUCCCUCUCACCUGAUGCUCCAACAACUCAAUCCCUUGUAAGAGAUGGAAGUACUGGAGAUAUUCAGGGUGCAUCAAGUGUCAACUCACCUGAAAAUGUCAACUCACCUGAAAGUGUCAACUCACCUAAACAAGACAGAUUAUCCGAAGCAAACGUUUCACCUGAACUGAACUCAGUAAACAGAUCCCCUCAGUGUUUCGAUUUGCAGCAAUCUGAAGAAACUCCUCCAGAUAAUGAGAUGAGCUCAGAUGCAGCAUGCAAUGAUGGGUUUUGUGAAGUAAAUGAACCUGUCACUGCCCAGCCUGAACCUUUAAAGUUUCAGACUGAUGGACUUCAAGAUGCUGAAACAUCUCUCCGUCGAUCUCAAAGAGUGCACACAAAGCCUAACAGAUUAGAUUAUGUAACACUAGGAAAUCCUCUGAUGAUGGUGGUGAAUUCUCUGUUCCAGGGUCUAAGUGAUGCAUUGACUAGCUCCUUGAAUGGUUUUGAGAAUGUAUCCCAUAAUUCCGUCAGGCAUCCUUAAGCUGUGUGACUCCAUGUCACAUUGCAGAUGCCCAGGGACGGGCAUACCCUUCAGAGGGGAGGGUGUAACCCACAUAAAGUGGGUAUGCCACUUUAAGAGAAGAGGUUAAGGAAGCUGGGUGGUCUGCCUGGCCAAUGAGAAGUUUAGUUUCCAGAGCGUCUGGACCAAUCAGGGUGCAGGCUGCCGUUGUGGAUCCCGCCCUUCUCCCCCGGGUCUGCAGUACCGUUGGUUUUGCUCUAGAGAUCCGACGCGGUGAGACUGCUGAGCGGGGCAGCGCCAGAAGCCGUUAGGAAUCGUUGGCUCUUUCUGGCAGUUAUUUCAGCUUGUUCUUCGUAGAUAAAAGGUAAAAUUUAGGCUUUAACAUAAUUUUAUUUUAUUAAGUUUAUAUUAUUUAGAUCAAAUAUGCCUUGUUACAUCGUUUAGUGCCCCACGCAUCCGGAUUGAGACCCACUCACUAUACGGUUGUCUGAAGUGUGUCGCACUGAGAUCGGUGAGCAUAUUCGGAGCCUUUUAUUUGUGUUUUUGUCGUUUGUUACAUUGUUGUUAAAAAAAAAAUAUCCGUUGUUUUAGUAACUAGGUAAUGUUUUGUUACUGUGUUGGAAAGAAGGAUUAAAGCUAGAACGGCUUGGUAAAGUCCUGUAUUUCUGCUGGUCCUGUCUGUUGACAGGUCAGGUUUUUUUUUUAUACUGGAUCAUUCCUGAAGAGGAUCCCUCCUUUGAUAUUGAUGGCGAGCCUUCCCACCUGGACCUAAAGAGAGAACCAGAUUUCGUCUAUCCCAUUUGGAGUCAUGCUGCACCCUGCGGUGUGGUAGGAGAGCAACAUACAUCUUCACACACGGUUAUGGGUGAAACCUACAACUGACAUUCUCCAUUAUUAUUGUUUUUUUUUAAUUUAUUGAUUUUUGGACAAUACUGUUUGGAUUGUUUUAUUUCGGACAUUGUGACGCACAGCUGUGGUGGAAAUUCUCCUGUGAAUGAAGUUGAAUCAAACCAAAUUGGGAUUAAUUUGAUUAAUCUGCUGACUAAUACAAUUUGGAGUGCAGAUUACCAGGGUGCACCCGAAUUAUUUGAAAUUAAGAAUUAGCACUUGGCCAAGUAUUAUUGUUAUUUCUUUUUUUUAUUUUAUUGUGUGUAAUUUUAUUUUCAUAAUUGUGUGUUUUGUGCAACUGUUAAUUGUGUGUUUUCUGUCACUAAAACCAGUUCUUUAAAUACA
Xiphophorus couchianus (Monterrey platyfish) is the source of this 3945-nucleotide messenger RNA. RefSeq lists its product as uncharacterized. Lineage: Eukaryota; Metazoa; Chordata; Actinopteri; Cyprinodontiformes; Poeciliidae. Gene Ontology annotation, biological process: DNA integration. The coding region runs from base 556 to 2733 and encodes 725 amino acids. Gene Ontology annotation, molecular function: nucleic acid binding. The record is from RefSeq and is a predicted model, not a curated record. The transcript is spliced from 2 exons.